Nylanderia fulva is the source of this 1967-nucleotide messenger RNA. RefSeq names its product DExD-box helicase 52 (gene ais). Gene Ontology annotation, cellular component: cytosol. The record is from RefSeq and is a predicted model, not a curated record. Gene Ontology annotation, molecular function: nucleic acid binding; ATP binding; RNA helicase activity. Gene Ontology annotation, biological process: maturation of SSU-rRNA. NCBI's taxonomy places the organism in Eukaryota, Metazoa, Arthropoda, Insecta, Hymenoptera, Formicidae.
GGGUUUGUUCGUUUUAUCUGCAGGUUAUCGCUCUGUAACUUUUCACGUCUUCACUUUAGAAAAGGUUACGGAAUUGUGCAGCAGUGUCCUUAUACACUCUCAAGCUCACUUUCCAUUUCCAUUUCAUUCUCGAUCGUUCGUGUGUUCGGAUGGUUUGAAUAGUUUUCGUCAUGGAUGCUUACGAUAUUUUCAAAAAGCUCACACGCGGUUGUCAUUUCGAUUUCAAACGCUUUCCAGAAGGCGCAGAAUUAUUUGGGUUCCGAAAACCGAAACCGUUAAAAAAAGAUGACGCAAACAUUAAGAAGGAAAAUAUAAACAAUGAACCGCUAAAGCAUGAUAAUAAUGGAAAGAGAAAGCGAUCUGAAGAUAAAGACGAGGAUGUUGAGGAGAUAACAUUGUUGAACGAUUUGAAAGAUGAAAAUGUUCCAAAUAAGAAACGUAAAAAAGUCAUGACUGCUGACAAGCUAUUGAAGUUGGAACAAGAAAAGAUAAAUCAAAUGAGGAAUGCGAAUCGUAUUUCAGUUACGGGUAGCCGUGUACCUAAAUUAAUUACAGAAUUUGAUGAAUUAAGGACGAAUUAUCAAGUGUCAGAAAACUUGUUGAAGAAUAUGAAAGACAGUGGAUAUGUGGUUCCUACACCGAUACAAAUGCAAGCAAUGCCGUGUAUGUUAGAGGGUAGACAAAUAUUGGCUUGUGCUCCAACAGGCUCAGGGAAAACUGCAGCAUUUUUGUUACCUGUCAUUCAUAGUUUACGAGGACCGCAAAAGAAAGGUUUUCGUGCUGUCAUUCUAAGUCCUACAAGGGAAUUGGCCAAACAGACAUAUAGAGAAUGCCUGAAAUUGAGUGAUGGUUAUGACUUUAGAAUUCACAUAAUUGGCAAAGCAAGUCAGGCUCUUACCAAAUAUGGAUCCUCAAGCUCGCAAAAGUUUGAUAUUCUAAUUACUACACCAAAUCGAUUGGUUUUUCUUUUGAAUCAAGAUCCUCCAGCCAUUUCAUUAAACAACGUAGAAUGGUUGAUUGUGGAUGAAGCAGAUAAACUUUUUGAAGAAGGGAUACGCGGAUUUAGGGAACAAUUAGACGAGAUUACAAGAGCUUGCACCAAUACAAAUUUACAUCGGGCUAUGUUUAGUGCAACAAACACCCCUGUAGUUUCAAAGUGGUGUCGCCAUAAUAUGAAAGGACUUGUGACAAUAACAGUUGGACAUAGAAAUGCAGCUACAGAUAUGGUAGAACAAGAACUCGUGUUUGUUGGCGACGAAAGAGGCAAAUUGCUGGAAUUAAGAAAGAUAAUUCAGAAAGGUAUAUCACCACCAGUUUUGAUAUUUGUACAAAGUAGAGAGCGAGCUCAAGAACUUUUCUGGGAGCUUAUGUUCGACGGUAUAAUGACGGACGUUAUUCACGCCGAUAGAACAACGACGCAGCGGGACAAUACCGUACGCGGCUUCAGAGAAGGACAUAUCUGGGUCUUGAUUUGUACAGAACUAAUGGGUAGAGGUAUAGACUUCAAAGGCGUAAAUCUCGUUAUAAAUUACGAUUUCCCGCCAUCCGUUAUCUCUUACAUUCACAGAAUAGGUCGUACUGGCCGCGCUGGUCACAAAGGAAAGGCCGUAACGUUCUUUACUUUACAAGAUAAGGUGAACUUACGGAGUAUUGCGACAAUCAUACGCGAUUCCGGAUGUUAUGUACCGGAAUAUCUGCUGACUCUGAAGAAGCACAAUAAGAAAGAACGACGUAAGCUCGAGCAUUCGGCACCUAAGCGCGAAAGGAUCUCAACCGGCCCCACGUACAACCGACGUAAGUGGAAAUCGCAUAAAAACAAAAAGAAAUUAGAGCCAGAGAAGUAGUAGUGAAUAGAAUAAUUAUAUGGUUCUUUUACAUAUUGUGUAAAAUAGAUGCAAGACUUUCAGUAAAAGAGAAGAAUUUUCUAUUUGUGAUAUCUGAAUAAAUGUGUAGUCUUGAACUUUUAA